AUGAGCGCUGCAAUUAGGUUAUUGGCCGGCAAAACGGCUGCCAUCACCGGUGGCACAACUGGCAUCGGCCGCGCCAUCACACUCGAGUACCUUCGUCAAGGCGCAAAUGUCGCCGUCAAUCAUCUUGGCCUCUCCAAAGACGAACCUCUUCGGAUGAGCCUGAUCGAGGAGGCCGCGCGAUUAAGCAAGGAGGCACCGGCUGGUGCACCAACUGGUCAACUCCUUGAAUUGGCGGGGGAUGUGACAGAUCCCAAGACGGGAGAACAGCUUGUUGCACAGGCGGUCGAAAGAUGGGGUCAAUUGGACAUUUUUGUGGCCAAUGCCGGUAUCUUCAAAGCGUCCAGCUUCCUCGACAUCGAAAAGGAAAUGUUCGACACAUCCUUUCGAGUCAACGUAAACGGAGCCUUCUACGCCUGCCAAGCUGCAGCUCGACAGAUGGUAGCACAGGGUAAGGGUGGUUCGAUCAUCGGCAUUUCCUCCAUCAGUGCGCUGCUCGGUGGCGGCCAGCAAGUUCAUUACACUCCUACCAAGGCAGCGCUGCUCUCCAUGACGCAGUCCAUGGCAAUUGCGCUAGCCAAGGAUAAGAUCAGGGUCAAUGCUCUUUUGCCGGGAACAAUUCAUACUCAAUUGGCGGAUAAUGAUAUGGCAAACGAGGAGAAGCGCAAAUACCUGGAGCAUCGCAUUCCUUGGGGUCGAGUGGGUAAGCCUGAGGACCUGGCCGGACCGGCUGUAUUCCUGGCGACAGAUAAGAUGAGUGGUUUUGUAACGGGAGCUCAGCUGCUGGUCGAUGGUGGCAUAUUUCUGUCAGGGCAGGGAAAAGCUGUCUUAAACACAACCGACGAGCCCCGUUCCUUUACUCGAGGGCGACUUUCGCGUGGCAAGGGUUUGCGCAGAACAACAGGAUGUUUGACGUGUCGCAGAAGACGCGUCAAGUGCGAUGAGGUUAAACCGCGGUGUGGUGGCUGCACCCGCAAGAAAGCUCGUUGCGAGUACGCGAAAAUACAAGCGGGAACGAAAACUUCUCCAGCCAGAGAUGCCACUACGCCAAAAUCUCCAACAUUUGAGCAGCAAGAAGAUCAAUCUCGCGAACUGAGCGCCAAUGACAUACACAUGCCGUCAGGCGAACAUGUGUUGCCCAUUGAGAGUCCACAACCUGAAGAAACCGUUAAUAUCGACAACGGAGAUGAAGGAAGGCAUGCGAAUACGCAAAUCAUUCAGUCGCCACAAAAUAGCCUCGGGUCGCAUGGCGACUAUGGAAACAGAACCUACCCUCAUCUCGAUUCCAUAGUCUACGGCCUACCAUCACCAGCCCAACUUCCAUACCACCCUAUGUCUAUGGCAUAUGGAAGUUCACCAGAUGCAUCUCUCACAUUGAAAUGGCUUGACCUUCUACUUGGCGACGCGGCUAUCAACUACGGACCUUUACCAGAACCAUUUCCUGACCCAGGCGGCACCAACAUAUUUGGUAACUCCGCUAUACAGUCACCAACGACUUUGGGAGAUAACAGUGUAUCCCAUACAGGUGACUAUAUAGCUAGGCUGUGUGAACCACAUACCAUCGAGCCGAGAGUCGAAACGCGAAACGCAUACAUACGAGAACGAAUUGCAUCUGGGGAGGACCAGGUUCGCGAAAAAGAUCAGGUUUGGCAAGCAUUGGAACCUAUCAAUCUUCAAACGCAAGAACUUAUACUAUUUCGACAUUUCACCGAUCACAUCAGCCAGUGGAUGGAUCUAUUCGAGCCGCAAAAGCCAUUUGGAAGCCUGGUUCCACAUCUCGCUUUACACAAUGUUGGUCUGAUGAACGCUAUCCUCGCUCUCUCAGCUCGCCAUCUCGACAUCAUGAAUCGCGACACGCCUACCUACGCCGCAGGCUUCCGACCGACCCAAGACGAUACGAUCGGUUAUUACUACAAAACCCUUCACUACUGCCAAGAAGCGAUGCAAUAUGACGGGUACAAAACGAGUCUAGAGCUUCUGGCCAGUGCAUUCAUCAUUUCAGCUUACGAGAUGCUCGAUGGCUCUAAUACGGAUUGGGAGAAACAUCUGAAAGGAGUCUUCUGGAUUCAACGUUCUCAGACCAUCCAUGGACAUUCUGACGGCUUGCGACAGGCCGUCUGGUGGGCUUGGUUAUGCCAAGAUGUUUGGGCAGCUUUUCGCGAGAAGAGAAGACCCUUCACUUUCUGGAGACCAAAUCGUCCUCUGGCCGACUUGAAUCCAAGCGAACUAGCAGCCCGGGCUGUGUAUAACUUUGCGCAUGUUGUUCGCUUUUGCGCUCGAGACGAUGCAUCCAAUACUCCGGAUUAUGUCGCCGUCAAGACCCAAGAGGCUGAUCUUCUCUCUCGACAAUUGGACUACUGGGCUUCGUACCUAACCUCCGAGUUUCAGCCUCUUCCCAUCGUUGCUUCAGGUGCUGAAAAGAAUCCUUUCCCACAAGUUUGGGUACAGCCACCAUUUUUUGCUGUGGCGAUGCAAGUCUACUACUGCUCUCGGAUUCUACUCGAUCUGCACCGACCUUGCUCUGGCGGGUACGAAGAGUAUUUGGGUAAACAGCGAAUCCUCAAGCGAUGGGCUGGCAUAGUAUGUCGUAUCGCAAAAGCUCUAAACGACCAUGCGUCAAGUGUCUUGUCUUCACAAUGCGUCUUUAUUGCCGGAAUGGUCGUAGAAGACCCUGAACAACGCUCUGCAAUUCUAGACAUUCUCGAUACAUGCAGCCGUCGAGCAGGAUGGCCCGGCUACUCACUAGGGCGCGAGUUGAAGGAGAUUUGGCGCGACUAA
This is a messenger RNA of Fusarium redolens, 2775 nucleotides long. RefSeq lists its product as uncharacterized. The transcript is spliced from 10 exons. Bases 1 to 2775 code for a protein of 924 amino acids. NCBI's taxonomy places the organism in Eukaryota, Fungi, Ascomycota, Sordariomycetes, Hypocreales, Nectriaceae. Gene Ontology annotation, molecular function: DNA-binding transcription factor activity, RNA polymerase II-specific; zinc ion binding; oxidoreductase activity, acting on the CH-OH group of donors, NAD or NADP as acceptor. The record is from RefSeq and is a predicted model, not a curated record. Gene Ontology annotation, biological process: regulation of DNA-templated transcription.